AUUUAUCUAUGUUUACGAAUAAUACAUCGGUCACAGUGAUAAAGUCACUAGAUAUAUAAUCAGGAUACAUCACUAGUUUACUUUGACAUAUUGACAUUGGAAAAUAUCUCUAUUUGAGGUUAUUUUAUAUAAAACGGUGGUCGAUGGUGUAAUUAAUUUUUUUUUAAAAUUGAAUAUUUUCCCAUCAUGUCCGUUGAAGAAAAAUUGAAGCAAGGACCAAGGGAAGGAGUUACAUACCCUUUAAAUGUUAUCUAUUGUGGUAACUGUACAAUGCCAAUAGAGUAUUGCGAAUAUUAUCCAGAAUACGAAAAAUGUAAACAAUGGUUAGAAGUAAACUUGCCUUCGGAAUUUGAAAAAGUAAAAAUUGGGGACGACAAUCCAGUCGAGGAAGAAAAGAAACGACAAAAACGUGGGGGCAAAGGUAUGAUUAAAACUAAGAAAAAGGAAGAUGGUCCAAAACAAGUUUGUGUAUCUAGGGCUCCGAGAGGCAAAAAGAAGUCAGUUACUGUAGUUACGGGUUUAAGUAGUUUUGAUAUUGAUUUGAAGGUUGCUGCGAAAUUCUUUGGUACAAGAUUCGCAUGUGGUUCUUCUGUAACCGGUGAUGAUGAGAUUGUUAUUCAAGGUGAUGUCAAAGAUGAUUUAUUCGAUGUUAUUCCAGAAAAAUGGCCAGAAAUUGAUGAAGACUUUAUAGAAGAUUUAGGUGACCAAAAAAGAUAAUUUUCGAAAAAUUUAUGUGAAAUUGCUAUACUUUUCUCAUUUUCUCUCUCCCUUCAAUGAAAAUUUCAAGUUUUUAUUGAUAUUUCUGAAAUUACCAUUAAAAUACAAAUGAUUUAGAUAUUCAAAUAUUACUUGUAACAAAAGGAAAAUAAAUAAGAAUAAAUAUCUUUUUAUUAAUAAUAAAAUAUAUUUAAUGUUAUUUAUUCCAGUUCUUCUUCAUUAUCUUCCUCUACUUUUUCCUUGACGACAUAAGGAAAGUGCUUUGCUACAAUUUCUAAUAUAUCUUGGACUUGUUCUUCUGUUAAUCUUUCUUCACUUUCUUCUACCAUCUGAAAAUAAAUUAUAAAAAUAACAAAA
This is a messenger RNA of Diorhabda carinulata, 1074 nucleotides long. RefSeq names its product density-regulated protein homolog. The record is from RefSeq and is a predicted model, not a curated record. The coding region runs from base 187 to 717 and encodes 176 amino acids. Gene Ontology annotation, biological process: formation of translation preinitiation complex; translation reinitiation. Gene Ontology annotation, molecular function: mRNA binding; translation initiation factor activity. NCBI's taxonomy places the organism in Eukaryota, Metazoa, Arthropoda, Insecta, Coleoptera, Chrysomelidae. The transcript is spliced from 4 exons.